AUAAUGGUACUCACUAUAAAUUAUAAUUUUGAAAAAGUAUUGCCAAUGGAACUAUUUUGUCAUUGUCAUUGUACCAAUAAACUGUGAAAAUAAUAAAAAGAAAAUAUUCGAAAGUACAGUAAAUUCGACUACUUCACUAACCAACCAAAAAAAUAAAAGAAAUCAAAAUGAAGCGGUCGCCGGCGAUCUUGAAAACCCGCCGAGGAGGUGGUGGGGGUUUAGGAUUUGCAGCAAUAGCUUACAUCGGAGUAGACUAUCUCCGGUUUAUUUCUCCGGUCUGGCAUGACCGCUUACAACCGGCACUAUGGACCAUAUUAGCCAUUGCUGCUAUUAUUCGAGUCCCAUUUUACAAACAUUGGUCAUUGGAGCUCCGUUCAGCUAUACCCUUUAUUUUCGCUAUGCUUUUUUUGCUGUCUGCUCUUCUUUUUGAAGCCAUUUCUGUUCGCUCAGUUACCGCUGUUCUUGGUCUUGAUUGGAACAAUGAUGCAUCACCUCUUCCUGAUGUUGGUCAGUGGUUUCUGUUGUCAUUAAAUGAGAAACUACCUCAAACAGUGGUUGAUAUAUUGAGGGCUCGUAUAAUUGGAUUACAUCAUUUUCUUAUGCUGUUUAUCAUGCUUGCUUUCUCUGUACUCUUUGAAUCGGUUGAAGCUCCUGGUCUUGGGCUUGGUGCAAGAUACAUGUUCACAAUGGGAAUCGGAAGACUCCUUCGAGCCAUAACUUUUAUCUCCACAAUUCUACCAUCUGCUCGACCAUGGUGUGCGUCUACUAGAUUUCUUGUUCCUGAACACCCUCAUCCUUGGGCUCAGAAAUAUUAUGUACCAUAUGCCACAGAUUCAAAUGCAAUACGGAACAUUAUUAACUGGGACACAGCAUAUGCGGAUCCUGGGGAAUAUGAUCCUGAGUUUCGACCAGAUUGGGGUUCAAUGAGCUUUUUGAUUGAUUUCCUUCGGCCUACAGCUCCUGAGGGAUCAUCUGCUUGGUAUCAUCUGCUAAAAAAAGCGUCAGGGGGUUGCAAUGACCUUAUAUAUAGCGGCCACAUGCUUGUUGCUGUACUGACGGCUAUGGCGUGGACGGAAGCUUAUUGUGGGUAUAGCUCAGCACUCAUCUGGAUUUUUGUGAUUCAUAGUGCUCAAAGAGAAAUACGAGAACGCCACCAUUACAGUGUAGACGUUGUCGUGGCCAUCUACGUGGGCAUAAUGCUCUGGAAGAUGACAGGUCUUUUCUGGCCAAUGAAGGAUCGGUCAAAGGAUACGAGGCUUCAUAGGCUCAAGAAGAUUCAGGGUAGGCUAAUGCGAGCAGCAAAGGACGAUGACAUAGAGGCAAUAAGAGAACUCCUAAAGGAGGUGGAAGUUAGCAACCAAGUUAGGGAAAAUUCCAGUAGCAAAGCAAUGUGGCUCUUUUCCGGUGGAACCAUUAUUUUCACUCUUAGUAUGGUUCUUCUUGCAUUCACAUUGACCAGUGACGGGUGAGAGAGCCAACUUUCAACUCCUGCGAAAUGAUUUACCAUUGGUGAGAAAAUGUUCUACAAUGGGUAAGAUGAUUACAAGACGCGAAGUUUGUAACAUUAGGCUAGGCCAGAAUGGGCAUUCUGCUGAAGUUUUUGUUGUUUGUUUGUAAUGCUUUGGCUUUAAAUUAUCUUUUUGUUUUCAAUUAUUAAGGUGAGAUAGUAUCUGCUCAUUUACUGCUUGAUAUGAAGAGAAAUUGACUUUUUAUUGUAUGCUGUAAAAUUUGUUUGCUUGA
Molecule: messenger RNA, 1740 nt
Organism: Capsicum annuum
Lineage: Eukaryota; Viridiplantae; Streptophyta; Magnoliopsida; Solanales; Solanaceae
Product: protein PHLOEM UNLOADING MODULATOR
Exons: 4
Coding region: 168-1469 (433 amino acids)
Biological process (GO): ceramide biosynthetic process
Cellular component (GO): endoplasmic reticulum membrane; Golgi membrane
Molecular function (GO): ceramide cholinephosphotransferase activity; sphingomyelin synthase activity
Source: RefSeq, a predicted model, not a curated record